Molecule: messenger RNA, 6496 nt
Organism: Solea solea (common sole)
Lineage: Eukaryota; Metazoa; Chordata; Actinopteri; Pleuronectiformes; Soleidae
Gene: bod1l1
Product: biorientation of chromosomes in cell division 1-like 1
Exons: 30
Coding region: 115-5637 (1840 amino acids)
Source: RefSeq, a predicted model, not a curated record
UUGAACUUCUAGUGCCACAACAAAAACCUGGAGCGUUCAGGACGCGUUUUUACUCUAUGUCUGUUCAGUAUUAUUCUAUUUUAUCAGUCAAAGUAAAGUUAACUUCACUGGGAAAUGGCUGGUUUACCUCCCGGAGACCCGCAGCUGGUCUCAAUGAUCGUCAAUCAUUUAAAAACACAGGGACUCUUCGACCAGUUCAGGAGGGACUGUUUGGCAGACGUUGAUACGAAGCCAGCUUACUUGAACCUGAAACAAAGAGUGGACAACUUUGUCUCUAAUCACCUCUCUAAUCACACAUGGAGCCCACAUUUGAACAAAAACCAGCUGAGGAACAACAUCAGACAGCUUGUGCUACAAUCUGGCAUGCUGGAACAGGGAGUGGACAGGAUCGUUGCCCAGGUGGUGGAUCCCAAAGUCAACCAUAUAUUCAGGCCACAAGUGGAGAGGGUGGUCAGAGAAUUUCUGUCACCUGGCAGCUCUUCUGAGGAGCCGCCAGCCCCACCGCCGCCAACAGAGAUCAAACCAGACAGCAGCAUUCCUGAGCAGGCGUCAACAUCUGCUCCAACUACCACUGCAGCCAGUGACGCCAUGUCCAUCCUGGAUACGAUAACUUCGCUCAAUCAGGAGGCGAGUGUCAGAGCCAGCUCAGGCACAGAGAAAGGUCGAAAAGGUCAAGCUUCAGAUGAGCCCAUGCAGCUUGUGGAGGAGAGUGAUCAGGAAAUGAGUAUUGUGGAGGAAGAAGACGGAGACCAUGAAGGAAAAGCUGUGGAAGAGGCAGAGGAAAUGAAGGAAGCAUCAGAGAUUUCAAUGUUAGAAGUGAAGACAGAGGACACUCAGGAGCAGAUGGAUUUGGAUAGAGAGGAGGGGUUAUUAGAAGACGUGAAGAUGGAGGAUGAGGAGUCAGAAGCUCAGGAGCAGAAAAAGGAGGACAGAGACUACGUCAUCAGCCGAUUCACUGGAAAACCCUCAGAAGAGAAACAGGACGAUGAGCUCCUGAAUUCUACAAGUCAAGCCAAGCAAAAAGCCAAAGAGAGGAUAAAGGAAGAAUACUCUCUGGAGGACUCUGAUCUGGAGGGUCUGAGUGACAUCACAGUGAGCUCCGUCCACACCAGCGACUUGUCCUCAUUUGAGGAGGAAAGUGAAGAUGACGAGCUGAUGUCUGACUCGUCUGAAGAAGGGGAGCUUCCACCUGAUGGUGAAGAGGCAGAACAGAACGACACCACUGAAGAUGCAGGAGAAGAGGAGCGCAAGCCUCGCCGCAAAGCUUAUGUUCACAAGCCCUUCCUCUACUCUCGUUACUAUAGUGAUUCGGAUGAUGAAAUCACUGUGGAGGAACGUCGCAGAAAUGCUGCAAAGGACAAAGAAGAAAGGCUGCUCAAGAGACAGCAGAACAGAGAACGAAUGGAGGAAAAGCGUAAACAGAAAGCAGUGCAGGCUGAGGAACAAGAAUACAAAAAACAAAAGGGUGGAAGCUCUGCCGGGCCAGAGCGUCCCAGGGCCAAAGAAGCUCGUAAAGAGAGGAAAGUACUGGAGAAGAAAAUGGCUCUCAACAGGAAGAGGAAACUAGACUCAAGAAAAGAGGGAGAUGUUGCAAGCAAGAAGAAAGGAGACACAGGAGGAGAAGGAUCCAAAAAAAUGGAAGUGAAAUCUGCUACCUCCAAGACUCCACAGCCAAAAUUGAUUAGGAAUCUGUCAGAGUCGGCAUCAUCUGAUGAGAGGCACAGAAGGACAAGCGGCAGCGUCUCGGAGGAUUCCAGUGAAACCAAGAAGCUGUCUGACAAAAGCCGGACACACUCCUUCAUCCUGGAGUUGGAGCAAGGCUCCCAGGAGGCUCUCAAACAACGUUCGGUUGGAAAAUUUGAUCGUCUGUCCCGUAAAGAACUUCACUCUAAAGAACGCAAAGAGAAGGAGCGCAGCCUGUCAGAUGAACGUGCCAAACUGAAACAAAAGCAGGAAAAGAAAUCUGAAUAUUCGACAGAGGAAUCUCAGCAGAAGGAUGGCGUUAAAUUGGCAACUGAAGAAAAAGCUGAGAAGAAACCCAAGAUUAAAAGUGACAAGAAAAUGACAGGAAACUCAAAAGAAGGGAAGGCAUCUGAAGGUGUCGCUGAUGAGGGUCCUAAAGAGGCAAAGAAGGUUAAAGCACCAUCCAAUGAGGCUGUGAAAGUAGAGAAAGACAAGGACAAACAGAAGGAAAAAAUGAAGGAAAAGGACAAAGAUAGGAGCAAAGAAAGAGAAAAGGCAAAAGGAGAGAAAACCUCAGCAAAAAGUGAUUUCAAGCAGCUGCUUCGACCCGAGUCGGCCGGUUCUUCUGAGGAUCGGUCUGACAUGGAGCCUGGACCAGACGGCAGCAAGAAGAAGGAGAAACACUCCAAGGAUAUCCUGAAAAGAUCAAAGAGCUGCCCUGAGGACAGGCAAGGAGAAAAGCCCAAAUCUACAACUGAAGGUAAAGAUAGUGAGAAGGACAAGAUUAAACUCGAUCAAGACAGCCAGAAGUCAAACAAGCCUAGCUCCGAGACAGACAAAGAUCCAAAAAGAGUCAAACCAACAGAGAAAGGAAAACUCUUGGAAAAAUCCAAAUCUAAAGUUGAAUCAAAGACUCUGUUAAAGACUGAUAAGAAAAUUCAAAGUUUAGAAGUCAAAAGUGCAGCGGGCGCAGCUACCAGCAAACCUGAGACAACAAAAGAUAGGAAAAAAGAGGGAACUGCAAAGGAACAACGGAGAACCUCUGAAGAACUGUCACACGAAAGAUCGGAAAAUAAGAGUGCAAAGAAAAAAGUGGAGAAGAAAGAUAAAGUCUCAGAAAAGAAAGCUGAUGCCCAAGAAGAGAAGAAAGCACCCGUAGAAGAAAACCUGGAAAACGUUGACAAAUCGGAAGCAAAGACUUUUGUUUCCGCCAUGAGUCUUGAGACUGAAGAGCCAUCGAAGAAACAAUUUCUUCUCCCAGACACGAGCACAGACUCUGAGCCCGUCACCACCACCGUCACCACGUCGUUCUCAGACGACACAUGCGAUGCUUUAAGUGACAUCACCCCCGAACCACCUGAAGGAGAAACAGAGUCACGGCUCAGUGAUUUGCCCUCUGUGCCGGCUGAGGCCAAUGCUCUGCUGACUCUCAUGGAUGUUUGUACCUCGGCAGAGAUGAGGCUUCCAACAGAGAGCAUCCAAGAGGAGGUGACUGCGGAAAUAGCAUUUGAGGAAGCUGAUAUGAAAAUGAAAGAGGCAGCUCUGACUCUGCUCUCCAUGGAUCCGGACAGCACAAUGUCCUCCAGGUUGAUAAGUCAUUGUUCAAGGGAAGAACAAGAGGUGAAUCUGCCCGUCCCACAACCGAUGGAAAUGGCUGCAGCUAAGGAGGAAGAGCGGCCUCCUCCUGAAACUGAGGUCGCUGCCACUGAGAUGUCGUCAACUCCAUCUCAACAGACAGCUGGGUUCAUGGAGGAAACACCAAACAGUGCAGAAGAGAUGGAAAGUCCAGAGAAAGAAAUGGACAUGUCAAAUGUCGAAACCUCUCAGGCGCUUCCUCCACAGGACGACAACGCGACCUCUAAUGAUUGUCAGGCGUCUUCCAACGAGGAUAAAACUAACACUGCUGAAAUGACUCCUGAUACACAGUCACAGGAUAAAAUGGCAUCACCAGCAAUUCAUAAAGAAGCUGCUGCUGAUGUUGUUGUGUCAGAAACAGAAGGAGUCAGAGAAAACACGGAGGAAAACAUGGCUUCCAUUGUUUGCGAUGCCUCUGAACAAGACUCUGAAAUGUGCAGUCAACAAGAUGAAAGUGAGCCGGAUCUUCCAGUCACAAACAUAGGCUUAGAGCAGUCGGUGGAGUCGGUCGCUGAGGAGAAUCAGGCCGCGACGGCUGUAAAUGAGGAUGAAUCUGAGAAAAAGACACAGGAGGAAGACAGUGUUGCAGCUGAGAAAAGUGAUCUCCAGCCUAUGGAAACCAACGUUCCAGAGGUGUCGGAGGAGGAGGUCAGAGAAGGUGAAGCCGAGUGUCAGCCCAAACUUGUCAAACAAAUCAGUAACAUCUCCAGCACAGACAGCCAGGAAGAAGAGAAAGGAUCAGACCUGUCAGAAAAGGAAGAGAAGACGGAGGGAAGAGGAAGACGGAAAAGAAAACUGUCCACUCAGAAAGUUACAGCUGUGAAAGAAUCUGGUGACGAGAGAGAUGAAAACGAAAGUAUGGAGCAAUCGUCUGUCGAGCAGGAGAAGGUUGUAGACGUGAAAACACCUCGCAGGGGAAGAUCAUCUAGAUUAACCGAGGAGACGGAGAAGGACCAUUUCAAGGAGCCUGAGAAGACUGAGGAGACACCGAGCCGCAGGAGACGACGUUCAGGAGCUGCAACCAAAGAAACCACUGCUGAUGAGAAGAAAGAUGAGGACGAUGCUGAUCAAACCUCUUCAGACAAACCAGCAGAGGAGGAAGAGAAGGAGGAGAAAACUGAGGAAGAAAAUGCACCAGAGACCCAUGAAGAUUCAGAGAACUCCACUGACAUACGUAAAUCAGCACUAAAGAGAAAAAUGUCAGAGGAAAUGGAGGAAACUGUUGAGGAGACCCAGGCUGAAAAAGAGACAGAGGAGGAAAAUGGUCAGCAAGAAGAGGAAAUCAGUCAGCAAGGGGAGGAAAAGGGUCAAAGAGAGGAGGAAAAGGGUCAGCAAGAGGAGGAAAUCCGUCAACAAGAGGAGGAAAAGGGUGAGCAAGAGGAGGAAAUCAGUCAACAAGAGGAGGAAAAGGGCCAGCAAGAGGAGGAAAUCAGUCAACAAGACUUGGAAAAGGGUCAGCAAGAGGAGGAAAUCCGUCAGCAGGAGGAGGAAAAGGGUCAGCUAGAAGAGGAAAACAGUCAACAAGAGGAGGAAAUCCGUCAGCAGGAGGAGGAAAAGGGUCAGCUAGAAGAGGAAAACAGUCAACAAGAGGAGGAAAUCGGUCAACAAGAGGAGGAAAUCAGUCAGCAAGAGGAAGAAAUCUGUCGGCAAGAAGAGGAAAUCUGUCAGCAAGAGGAGGAAAUCAGUCAACAAGAGGAGGAAAACGGUCAGCAGGCACAAACUGAGCAGCAGUCUGAAAAAGACAGUGGUGGUUCUCCGUCAUUGAGCCAGUCAGAGGAACAAGAGGAGGUUAAAAUGGAGAGCGACAGUGAGAAGAAACCAGACGAUGCUGAGGAGGAGGAGGAGGAGGAUAAGGACGAGGAGGAGCAGCAACAGCAGCAGCAGCAGCAGCAGCAGCAGCAGCAACAGCAGGAGGACCAGGACAUGACUCCAAAGAGAAAGAGAGGGCGGCCUUCAAAGGCAGCAGCAGCCACUGAUGAUUCAGAUAAAAAAGACAAAAAAGCUGAAGACAAAGAAAGUGAGCCAAAUGACGAAGAGGAGGAGGAGGAGGAGGACGGAGAGGGAGAAAAAGGAACUGCAACCAGAGCGACCACGCGGUUAGCGUCACGCUUAGAGGCUGAAAGAAACAAGCCAAGUAAACCAUCCACCCGGGCAAGUCGACAGAGCGGUAAAGACGAGACCGCAGCUGGCACGCGCGGGACGAGGGGCCAGGCAGUGGCGGCGAAGGGGGGUCGUAAACGAGAGGCCAGCCCCCCUGCGGUGCGAACCCGGGGAGGACAGAAAUCGGAGGAGCCCCCGUCCAAGAGAGCUAAACGCUGAAACCUGCGACAGCAGCAGACAGUGUGUGUGUGUGUGUGUGUGUUUUUCCCUUCUUCGUCUUCUUCUACAUAUCCAAGUCAGUUUUGUUGUUGGGGGUCAGAGAAGCUGUAUAGUGAGUUAGCACGUAAAGCUGUUUGUGCUUCAUAGUUAAAAAAAAAAGGCUCUGGAUAGUAUUAUACUCUCACUCUCUCUCCCUCUCUUCUGAUGGUGGAGUGUAAACCUGAGGAUCUGUGUAGAAAUCCCCCAGAAUACUUUCUACCGCACUACGCCCAUAUGGUUUGGAUCAGCCUUCGUCAUUCCUGCGUUUAUUCAGUAAAGCCCAGUAAACCAGAGUAUUUCGGGCCAAUCAAAGGCCUAAUGUGCAGCCCAGACCAGCUGAGAUGAAGAGGAUGAAUUGAAAUUGGCCGUCAAGUCAGUCAGAGGCUUUAACGUCACCUUUAGUCAUUUUUUAUCGUUUUUGAUUUGCAAGUCCAAACAUGUUUAGAUGUAGAAAUCAUUGUGAAUCAUCCCGGAUUCAUUAUGAGUUUUAUUAUUUAAUAUUCAUUCUGUGAAUGAACAAAGUUUCCUUCCUUAUUUUUUAUGUUUUCUUUUUUUUAUAUGUAUACUGUUCCAGUGGGUUAAAGGUUUGUAUUUCUCUGAAAUAACAGUAGUGCUAGUCACUGAAAACACGAGCAGUUUCUGAAUAACUCGGGUCUUUUUUCAUGACAUAUUUACACCCACAGAUUUCUUUUUUUACUCUUGUAGAAUUGAGUAGAUGUGCAGAAUAAUCCUGUCAGUGUAAAGACACUUCAUAAAUGUGAAUAUCUUUCCCCCCCACCCCCCGUUCUUUCAAGAAGGUAUAAAUCACUUUAGAUUCUUA